Messenger RNA from Spinacia oleracea (spinach), 5796 nucleotides. RefSeq names its product nuclear pore complex protein NUP214. Bases 136 to 5544 code for a protein of 1802 amino acids. The record is from RefSeq and is a predicted model, not a curated record. Lineage: Eukaryota; Viridiplantae; Streptophyta; Magnoliopsida; Caryophyllales; Amaranthaceae. Gene Ontology annotation, molecular function: structural constituent of nuclear pore; protein binding. The transcript has 17 exons. Gene Ontology annotation, biological process: RNA export from nucleus.
CGCGGAACAUUCACAUUCACAUUCACAUUCACAUUCACAAGCUCGUCAUUCCCGCCCAAAGGGCUUCACUCCAACCCCCCUAUUUCACCUGCGCAACAAAAACCCCGAAGACGCCUAAGCUCGAGCUCUGCAACAAUGGCGAUAAUCAGUGAUUACGUUUCAAGUCCUAAAACCUUAAAAGUUGAAGAGCAAAUUGAAGGCGAAAGUAUCGAAACAAAUGAUUAUUUCUUCUGCAAAGUCGGCGAUUCUAUUCCUCUUAUGUCGGACGGCUCGGCUUUCGAUGCAAAUAAUCCUCCUGCAAUACCCUUGGCGAUUUCUCAACGUUCUGGUCUAAUAUUUGCUGCUCAUUCUUCCGGAUUUUGUGUUGCGAAGACGACGGAUGUUAUUGCGGCGGCCAAGGAAAUUAAAGAGAAAGGAAGUGGUCCUUCUGUUCAGGAGUUGAGUGUUGUAGAUGUUCCAAUUGGUAGGGUUUCUAUUUUGGCCUUGUCUAUAGAUUGUUCGUUCAUUUCCGCGGUUGUUGGAGGAGAAAUUCAAUGUUUUUCGGUGGAUUCGCUCCUCAAGAAGGACAAAAAACCUACAUUUUUUUGUUCAGUUGAAUCAAAUCAUGUGAAGGACAUGCUUUGGUUGAAAGAGACGGAGCCUUCUUUUAUCAUCCUCACAUCUAGCGGGAAACUUUUUGUUGGAGCUAUAAACAAGAACCUAAAACAUGUGAUGGAUGAGGUUGAUGCUGUUGGAAGGAGUGUAGAUGGAAAUUUUGUUGCUGUUGGGAUAAAAAACAAUCUGAGCAUUUUUUCUUCAAAAUUAGUGGAGAUUUCACAAGUUAUGGUUCCUUUGGAUACAUGGAAUGGCGACAGUGACACUAUCAAAGUUGAUAGCAUCAGGUGGGUUCGCACAGAUAGUAUUGUGGUAGGAUGCUUUCAGCAAACGGAAGAUGGCAAGGAGGAAAAUUACUUCCUGCAAGUAAUCACGAGUAAAGAUGGCAAAAUCAUUGAUGAUUCUCCAAAGCUCACUUCAGUGGAUUUUAAUGAUCUUUUUACUGGCAUCGUUGAUGAUAUUGUGCCGUGUGGCUGUGGGCCAUAUCUAUUGGUGCAUUAUUUGGAAAACUGUGAUCUUGCUUUUGUUUCUAAUAGGAAGAAUACUGAUCAACAUAUCAUGUUGUUUGAUUGGUCGCAAGGUGACAAUCAAGUAUCUGUGGUUGACAUUGAGAGAGAUAGUUGGCUUCCAAGAAUUGAACUUCUAGAAAAUGGGGAUGACAACUUGGUGCUUGGGCUUUGUGUUGACGAGUCUUCAGUAUAUGAAAAUGUGAAAGUGAAGAUCGGAGUUGAAGAAGAGAGUGAACUUCCAACGAAUUGUCUUCUUGUAUGUUUGACGCUUGAAGGGAAGGUUGUUAUGUUCAACGUUGCCAGUAUUGCUGGGCCUCAGCACUCAAGUGGGGAUUUAUCUGCUGCUUCUUCUAAUGCACAAAGCAUGUCUGUUGUUGGACCUUCAAAUGUUAACGAAGCUCCUUUGCGAUUGGAGGAGGAAAGAUUCAAACAGUCUACUUUUGAUUUGGGAUUACGUGAACCAGAUGCAAAGAAAAUUAGUUCUGCACCUUUUGAAGUUCCUGUAAGAAAGGAUCAAAAGCCAUCUGAGCAAAACAAAUACACUCUUAGUAUUCCUAAUUUUGAUCAAAACGCCAGAAAGGAACUACUUGCUGGAAACAAAAAUCAGAAAGCUGUGGCAGAAGUUAAUGACUCUAAACUUUUGGGACAACUAGGACGAUCUCAAGAAGGAACCUCAAACCAGUCGUCGUUCAAGAAUUUGCAGGACUUGAGUUCUGCUGCAGGCGAUGCUGUUGCAACUGAAAAAUGGAAGAUUGUGCCUGGUUUAUCAUUGACUGUAGACCAAAAAUUGACCAGUACUCUCCGGGGUGUAGAAGAAAAGAUUGGAUCUGGUGAGUUGAACAGUAUCCCUACUCCCACAACUUCAGGAAGUUCUUUGGGAAGUUCAGUGACUGUUGACCAAAAACUGACCAGUACUCUCCGGGGUGUAGAAGAAAAGAUUGGAUCUGGUGAGUCGAACAGUAUCCCUACUCCCACAACUUUAAGAACUUCUUUGGGAAAUUCAGGUGCAUCUAAUGCGAAAUCUGUAUUUUCGUCACAAAAUUUUGCCAAAAGUACAUUAUCUGGGAAUCCUCUUACAUCCACAGAUAAAGCAAAUAGUUCUGGAAGCUUGUUCAGAAACUUUGGUUCUCAUACUUCAGAUUCAUUUAAUUCUUCAACAGGAAAUGAUGUGAACCACAGUCAAAAAUUAAUAACUAGCAGUGGCUUUUCUGGAGUACCACUUAGUAUUCCUUGCUUAAAAACGCCACUACAAGAAAGUGGUAAAUUACAUAAUUUUUCUGGUCAAAGUGUACGCCCAAUGCCGGGGAAUGACAAGAAGUCUUCUCCUCUGGUGCAGUUGAACUCCGAGCAGAAUUUACCCAAGCAAUUUUCCAAUGUACAAAAUAUGGCAAAGGAGUUGGACAAACUUCUCGAAUCUAUAGAAGAAGAGGGAGGUUUCAAGGAUAUUUGCACAGCUGCUCAUAGAAAUUCUUUAGAAGUCUUAGAGGACGGCAUGAAUAGACUAUCUGAAAGAAACAGAAUGUGGCAGAAUUGUACGGAAGAACGACUUACAGAGAUUCAACUUCUACUGGAUAAGACUGUACAAGUUUUGGCAAGGAAAACACACAUGGAAGGCAUUGUUAGGCAAACUACUGAUGGACAAUAUUGGGACUUGUGGAAUCGUCAAAAGUUAAAUUCAGAACUUGAUCAGAAGCGACUUAACGUAUUAAAUCGGAGUCAGGAUCUGAUCAACCGAAUGAUUGAACUAGAAAAGCAUUUCAACACUCUUGAGCUGAAUCUAUUUGGUGAAAGUAGUGGAGCAAACUUCGUUUCUCGAGCUCUCAAUUCUAGAUCUGCGUCAUCAAGGCAAAACCAGUCAUUGCAUGCUAUUCAUAAUUCAACAAUUUCACAGCUAGCUGCUGCUAAGCAACUUUCUGACUCUCUAUCCAAACAAAUGGAUGUACUGAGCAUCAAAUCGCCUCCAACAAAACGAGCUACUGUGAAAAGGCAAGUGUUUGAGUCUAUCGGGAUACCUUACCUUGAUGACUCUCUUCGUUCUCCAAGUACAGUAAAGGUGAUGAAUUCCCCAUCGAACAGGCAUCCAUUGGUCUCGUGUUCAGGUGAAACUCGUAAUGAUUCCAGAAGGAUACAAUCAAGUGGUGUGAGCAGUCAUGAGCCUGAAACUGCAAGGAGAAGGAGAGAUUCACUAGAUAGGAAUUGGGCGAACUUUGAGGCUCCUAAAACAACAGUCAAAAGGACUGUGGUACAGAAUGAGCGUCAGAAGGUUGGCAGUUUGUUCUCUUCAACAGAAAAACAAUUCAUUAGUCCUGACAAACUGGGAGGGUCAAUAGCCAAUUAUUCUAAUAUUCUUGCUGUACAGGAUAGAAACGGAUAUAGUGAUACACCACAAAAAAUCAACUCUGAAACGACUUUAUCCAAAUCCAAGUGGGCUGGAGGAAUCCCUGGACUAUCACAGGCUGAAACUGAGCACCUUCCUAGAUGGCAGUCUAUACAAAGAGACAGUUUUGCAGCUACCCCAAACAUAUAUUCAUCGCCAUCGUCACUAUUGUCACCAUUUGUUGUUGAUCCAAAUACAAAGAAAGGAAAUGUUCGUUCCACUGCUGAAAGACCAGGGUCUCAGAUAGGGAGCAUUGACAGGUCUGGUACUGCUUCAGCUGACACCAAGCCUUCUUUGUUCUUUGGUGAAGAAAAAUCAAACUUCCAGAACGUUCAGCCACAACUAUUUCCCUUCCCAAUAAAAGGUGGUGAGACAACGAUUUCUGGUGGCAAGGAGACAGAAUUAACAAAGCCUGUUGGUAGCCAAAGCUUUUUGGAUAUUUCGACUAGGAAGCAAGAUGUUGGAGCCUCACCUUCAUCGUUCUUUCCACCUGUCAACUCUUCCUCAUUACCUAAAUUGAGCAUGCAGACCUUACCAAUCAUAUCAGUAGACGGAGGAUCUACAACCAGUACCAAGAUGGCCAAAGAUGUCAAUAAGGAAGACAUACAAUUUUCAUCUUCAGUCUUUUCUGUAUCUUCCUCAGUUGCAGCAUCUUUGAGCUCUUCAACCUCCAGGGAUUCUAAGGAGGUGUUAUGUUUCCCGAUGCCAGCUAUUUCUGUUUCUGCCACACAAGCAGCACCUGUGAUUUCUCUGCCAACCCAAAGUACAGAGGUGGUAGAUUCUGUGAAUCUAGCCGAAGAGCCUUCAAAGACAGGGCCACAACUUGCUGCUAACAAAGAAAGCACAGGUAAUAAUCUGGCUUCUACUCCACAGUCUUCUGAGAAGUUAGCCCUUUCAUCCAGUGACAACCUGAAUUCUGUGAAUUUGAUGCCGCCUGCUCAUUCAGCUGAAAUCCCCAAAGUACUUGUUUCAAGCCCUGAUAUGAACAAAAUUUCAACACAUACUUCUGGUAUGGUAUCAAAUACUCCAGAAACGCAAUCUGCAGCAGUCACAUCAUCUUCUGAAAUUGGAGGUGCCACUAGUGGAAAGAGCAAUAUUGAUGCUACUGUAUGCCAGGAAGAUGAAAUGGAAGAAGUAGCACCCGAGACAAACCAAACUGCAGAGCUUUCUCUAGGAAGCCUUGCUGGAUUUGGCAUAGGUUCAGCACCAAUUGCUAUAACUCCAAAACAUAAUCCAUUUGGUGGUCCCAUUACUAGUGCACCGCAAACUAUGCCAAGUUCAAUCUCUCUAACUGUUCCUUCUGGAGAGUUGUUCCGUCCUGCAUCUUUUAGUUUUCAACCUCUGCAGGCUUCCCAACCCUCACAGUCCGCAAAUACCGGAGCUCCUUCUGGUGCAUUCGGUUUUAUGAAUCCUUCUCAGCAGAUUUCCACAGGAAGUGGGUUUGGUCAAUCAUCACAGAUUGGCUCGGGAGGUGGGUUUGGUCAAUCGUCACAGAUUGGCUCGGGAGGUGGGUUUGGUCAAUCGUCACAGAUUGGCUCAGGACAACAGGCUAUGGGCUCAGUUCUUGGUUCAUUUGGACAAUCAAGGCAACUUGGUGCUGGCUUACCUGGUAGUGGUUUUGGGGUUCCUCAAUCUCUUGGUGGUGGCUUUCAAAACGCGAAAGCUGGUGGAGGGUUUGCAGGCAUUGGUUCUGCAUCGAGUGGCUUUGGCGGCGGUUUUGCUGCUGCAGCUCCUACUGGAGGCGGUUUUGCUGCUGCGGCUCCUAGUGGAGGCGGGUUUGCUGCUGCGGCUCCUAGUGGAGGCGGGUUUGCUGCUGCAGCUACUAUUGGAGGCGGGUUUGCUGCUGCAGCUCCUAUUGGAGGCGGGUUUGCUGCUGCAGCUCCUAUUGGAGGAGGGUUUGCUGCUGCAGCACCUAGCGGAGGCGGGUUUGCAAAUGCAUCCCCAAACGGAGCUGGUGGAUUUAAUGCUUUCGGUAAACAGGGAACUAGCGGCUUUUCUGCCUUUGGUGGCAGUGCUGGAGGAAGACCUGCACCAUCAGAGCUAUUUACGCAAAUGAGAAAAUAGUUCAAUCCCGCUCUCUGGUUCUGUAGAGAAUUUGUUAUGAGCUCUUGAUAGAGUAGGCAAAUGCAAUUAGCCGUUGAUAUGAUUGCACUAGCAGUUGCAAAACCAUGUAACAAAUCUUUAGAAACCUUGUUUUUGUAAUGGCAAAAUGACUGUUGUUAAUAGUGUAUAAGUAUAUAAAGAUGAAUACACAAAUUCUUAUUUACAAGUGUUGUACAAUAAAUAUUUUACACCGGAGUAAAAGUUGACUCAAAA